Misgurnus anguillicaudatus (oriental weatherfish) is the source of this 4777-nucleotide messenger RNA. It is a transcript of the gene nfil3-4, whose product is annotated as nuclear factor, interleukin 3 regulated, member 4. Gene Ontology annotation, molecular function: DNA-binding transcription factor activity; DNA binding. Lineage: Eukaryota; Metazoa; Chordata; Actinopteri; Cypriniformes; Cobitidae. Gene Ontology annotation, cellular component: nucleus. Gene Ontology annotation, biological process: circadian rhythm; regulation of DNA-templated transcription. The record is from RefSeq and is a predicted model, not a curated record.
GUGUUUGUCAGUUCUGUAUAAUAUUUUUGUCAAUACAUGAGCGGAUCACACACCAUUUUUAGAUAGUUAUCUAAACAGGAAUCAGUAAGGAUGUAACAAAGUAUUUAGCACUAAUGAGAAUAGCUCAGUGACAAACGCAUCGAUCUACCAACCAUUACAUUGAAUAUCGGGGUGUGUUGGGCUCUCUGGGAGCCGUUACAGGUCUUAAAGACGCACUUUCUGCAUAUCAUAAAAGCAUGCAGUAAUAUUAUAAUAUCUGAACCCUUUUUUGCACCCCAUUCACAAAAGGACACAAACACCCACUGACACCGACACCCACACCCGCAUAUAAGGGUAUGUGGGACAUGGCAUAGACCUUUUGCUUUGUGUUAGCAGCAAACACAUAAAGGGGUUUGUGGGCAGAACUCAUCAUCGCGUACAGAGGCGUACAGACGUCUCUGACUUAUAAUCACACUUCACACUAUAGAGAGGCCAAGAGUUGGAGGGCAGAGCAUUUAAUCGACACUUCACGGCAGGUGAGACCGGUGUCAUACAGUCGGCUGCUUUCAAUAAUGAUGAACAAUCUCAGUGAUGUCAGCACCGGGUGACCCGACGGAGCUAAAUGAAGUGUUAGAAGCCGAGAAGGUAAAGGACCUGGUUGACAUCAUGACUGAGAAGCAAACUCGGGACUAAUAUCUGACUACCUAGAUACCACAUACAAGAAGAGAACAGGUGCGUUUUGUGCAAAACCAGAAAGUUCUGCACCUGGCCAAGACUGAAGAACAUGGAGUCUGCUUUCUCACGAAUGAGAUGGGAACCUGAGGUAGAAGCUGAGGAGAUGUCACCCAGGGGUCUGGGCUUGCGGCGCAAACGGGAAUUCAUUCCGGACGAGAAGAAAGAUGCAAUGUAUUGGGAGAAACGGCGCAAGAAUAACGAAGCGGCAAAGCGUUCGCGUGAGAAACGAAGGGUCAGCGACUACGUGUUGGAGACACGGCUGGUUUCGUUGAGCGAAGAGAACGCUCGGUUACGAGCAGAGCUGUUGGCUUUGAAACUUCGUUAUGGUCUGCUGAGUCCUGGGAUCCCUUAUUCUUCACCUCAAAGGGCCCUGUCCCAACUUCAUACGUUGACUCCACAACCUCUGUUCUCAGACAAAGACUUGUUUUGGGGGAGAAGACAAGACAGAGAGUCCUCCAAUCUGUCUGGAAACCAACAACCACCCACGUGUAUUGGUACUCAUCCCGGCUCUGCGUUCCUGCCCACGCACCCUAUGGCUAUACGAAGAAAUUACCCAUAUUUCUUAGACCUCCCCAAUCUUCAUUCUCCUACAACCGCAGUUUUUCCUCCGCACCUCGCUCCUGUAACUGGUUCUUGGGUAACACGGCCCUUGCCUCAGCCGGGGAAUCAGAGGAUCCUGUCCGACGAAGAGGGCGAACAGACGGUGCCAGCAGAUUGUACUGCCGCACUGCCACAUAAACUUAGAUUGAAGACCCAAAACACACGGCGUACAGACAAUGGAGACAAAUCUGCAUCCCCAGCCACGGUAUAUGUGUCAGAUUGAAAAACGAAACUGCAGAGAAUCAGUUAACCCAACUAUGUAAAUUCUGUCAUUAUUUACUCAUGAGUUUCUUUAUUCUCUUGAACAAAAAAGAAAAUAUUUGUUUUCCUACUAUGGAUGACAGCAGGAAGAAACUCAUACAGGUUAAAAACAACAUGAGGGUGAGUAAAUGAUGUCAGAAUUUCAAUUUUGGGUGAACAGUCCCUUUAAAAUUUCUAUACAUCUUACCUUGUUUUCAAAGGAAUGUAACAACAUGUAAUGGGGUUUAUGCUUGAAUCAAGACAAAAUUGCCAUAUUAAAAAAAAGAAACCAUUGUUUAAUAUAGUAUAGCGAUGGUAAAUUGUGUUAGUGUUGUUAAGUUGUAAAAAUUAGAUUUUUCAAACAGGCAAGUGGUUAAAUGACUCAGUAGUUAUGUGUCAUUCAACUUAUUUGCUGUAAUUGCAUCAAGUCUAUAUUUACCAGGAAGUUUGAUUGGCAGUUAUGUAUUUGUAGCAUUGAAAGGUCAAACAUACAGUACAUCACGGUUGCCAGGUUUUCACAGCAAAACUCACCCAAUCGUAUUACGAGGGGGGGAAACCAGUGAAAAUCAUGUUCCGGGGAUGGUUUUAGCAGCUGAAAUUCGCAAUCCUGGGGAUAAAUAUUACACUAUUGGGGUUCCUUUCAACCCACAGAUAUAAAAAACACCCCUCGGCAGCAGUUUUAAAGUAGUUCCCUAAUUCCGUGAAAAACCUCAGACUUGGCAAUACAUAAAUAAUACAACUUUUACUAUUUAAAAUGCAUUUGUCAUAAACCCUGUUACAUCUUAUAUUUGACACCUCAAAGAGGGAAGUUUUUGUAGGUUUUUUCCAUAUAUGUUUUUAUGUUUAUGAGCUGCCCAAUAUGUCAGAAAUAAGUAAUCAGUGUUCUGUCUAUGCAAAUAAGAUCAAAAUGUGGGUGGAUUCUUAAAAACAUUUAUAGCGCAGUCAUUGCAGUAUGUUUGUAUUUUUAUAUGACCGCCAUUUUGUCUUAUCAUGUGACAUUUGAAUCAUGUGACAUAAAUUUUGGUUUGUUCUGAAAUUGCAAUGUUCCGAAUAGCAUGCGAACAUACAUUAUUAUAUUAUCUGUGGUUUACAAAGUAAAUUUACAGUUUUUGCAUGCAUAUUGUGUUUGAAGGUUAGCAUGACACGCUUUGCCCCUGCUGGUAGAUUUCAGAACUACACCAUAUGGUUUUCCAUGCAUUAUUAAAAUAGAAAUAUCCUUGCUGUAAAAUAGCUUCAUUUUUUUUAUUCUUGUUUCACGUUUUAUAAUUUUUCAAAAACAUUUUGUUAUUCUUGUUGAAAGUCUCUUUGCAUCCUGACAGCAGAUAAUAAUUAAAGUGAUAAGUUUUAAAAAUAAUAAAUAUCUUCGGUAGAAGCCUCAGGACCAUGAAAUGUUCACCUAGUCAUUAAAUGUGAUGCUACCUUUCUGUCAGCCUCUGUAUUUGCAUAACUCCUCCUCAGACCCUGGUAACGCAGCAAGCUUACAAACCCGCUAUAAGCUCUAACAAUGUAACAAUGUAAAUACGGAGUUUAGGUUCAUUAUUACUGUAAUAUCAUGAGCUUUGUACUGUGAUUUUGACACGCAGUUAUGGUAAUUGCCAUGAGAAGAUGUGGCCUCAGGGACGCUCUAAAAGUAGGGCGGGAUCUUUAGCAAGCUAGCUUGCUAUUGCUAACCGCUAUGAAAACGCCUGCCGUAUCUUUAACUCCUCUAUUUAAAUCAGUGGUCACCAAUCCUGGUCCUGGAGGGCCGGUGUCUCUGCAGAGUUUAGCAGCUAAUGUUAAGUCAUUUGAGCUGUCUUUCUUUACUGACAUAAUGACAAUUGUUUUAGCUGAGCCAAUAUUUCAGGGACUAUUCAGUCUUAAAGGGAUAGUUCACCCAAAAAUGAAAAUUCUGUCAUUAUUUACUCACUCUUAUGCUACAUUUACACCAACCGUGUUUGAGGCGUCAAAAUCGCGUAUACCACACCUAGCAUUUGACGUGCAUCAGAGGCAAAAUCCGCUUCUUGUGGGAGGGGCAAGUGCUAUGCGGUUGUCUGUUUGCAAGAUGACUAAUGUUGAUUGAGCAAUUAUCGAGAGAGUUACCGGUUUGUAUUUGGUAACCUUACUAUAGGGGGAAAAUAAACGGCGCGGGUCGAUAAAUGUCACGUGACUCAAAAGUGAAAUGUGUAUUACAACUUACCAGGUUGCCCAAUGUCCUCACUGACACUCUUCCAAGCGAGGUCCUUUUUAUUCCUGUCUCUAUAGAAAUAAGAACUUGUGUCGUAUAGCUCCGGGUGACUGCUAACGGACAAUAUCAAUCGUUCCUUCAGGUUGAAUGAGUGACUCCGGGCGGGGCUGCCGCCACAGCAGCAAGCAGGCUCCUGAUUGGUUAACGCGGCGCGAAAUUCCGCCAAAGUUAAAAUUUUUCAACUCGGGCGUCAGCCGCAAAUUCGUGUCAUACGCAAAAUGCGCAAAAAGUACCAUUCGCGCGUACCGCGCCGGGCACUCAAUUCGCGCGAACUAGACGCGCGAAUGAGGGGGAAUUGCAUCAUGCGCGCUGUGCCAAACGCCUCAUCUGCGCUACGAGACCUCCAGACGCCCGUCAACACGUCUUCACAUUGACUUAACAUUGAAAUCACUUGCGGUUCACGCCUAUACUGCGGCUGGUGUAAACGCAGCAUGAUGUUGUUGCAAACCUGUAUAGUACUCUUUAUUCCUACUAUGGAACUGAAUGGGGCUCACAAACGUUUUGGUUACAAACAUUACUCAAAUUAUCUUCCUUCGGGUUCAUUAGAACAAGGAAAUUGUGAGAAAAUUAUGACAGAAUUGACAUUUUUUGGGGUGAACUAUCCCUUUAAUGAGCACCAGGUUUUUCACAUUGUUUGAUGGAUGGCAUUAGCCACAGCCAAGUUUAUACAGUUAAACAUUUGUGACCCUGUCUGUGAAAUCCAGGCUAAUGUCUUAUAAUCUAAAUAUGAGAUUAGGACCAUUUCACUCAUUGAUUUCAAUCUUUGGCCUUGGUCAAUAUUAAAGAUUUUAAGGUUAUAUUUUAAAGAAUGUUUUUAUAAUAAAAUGACUUUUCACAUAUUUUCUCAUCAGGUAUGUUUUUUUUCCAUAACCAUUAAUAUUAUUUUAUUUAACGCUCUACUGCUAGUUUGCAUACAUUUUGUAAUGUUGCAUGACGUGUAAGUUGCAUGGUCCUCAUCUUCAUUUUAAUAUUUUUUUACUUUUUUACAAUAAAUCACAA